CGAAGAAGAGUUUUCUUGAACAGCAGCAGAGCAAGGUGGAAAGCUUACCAGAUAAAGAUGAGAACAGUUACAAUCUUCGCCGUUGUACUAUUGGUGGCACUCGUCUCAGUGAACGAAUGCAAGCCCUUCGGCCGACACAGGCAAGGAAACAGACACGGUGAUCGUGAUCAAGACACUGACAGACCCCAGUGCCGUCGCCGAUGCCCCCGCCCAACCCCAGCCACCCGCGUCUGCGCUUCCAUCGGACUCCGUAACCUUACCUUCCCCUCUACCUGCUUUGUGGACAAGAUAGCUUGCCUCAAGGGGCGAAACAUCACCGUCAUCGGGGAGGGUCGUUGCCCCCGACUCUGCCCUGCCCUCCAAGUGGGGGGAGGAAAAGGAAGACAUGACCAAGAAAGUGAGAGCGAGGAAGAUAACAGCCUGGAGAGCGACGAGAUGGAGGAUGGAACAACAUCUGGUCUUGGUCCGGUCACUUCACCGUCGACCGAGCAACCACCGAGCGCCGGCACGACAAUGACGAAUGGUCCUGUCACCAACCCCAGCGUGUCAAGUGGGCCUACCAACCCGCCUACCAACCCACCUCCCGGUCCAUUCAGCUCUGAACCCACUCCCUCCUCCAACCCGAGUGCAUCUCCCACGGUCAACGGGCCCAGCACCACCUGUGUUACCGCCUGCCCCGUCGCGACUACCCCUGUCUGUGGCACCGACGGACAGACAUAUCCAUCGGCCUGUGUUCUGGAGGCAUACGCUUGCGCUAACGGUCUGGAUACCUUGACUGUGGCUAGUGAGGGGGCGUGUCCGCCUUAAGAGGAUUCAGUUCCCAAAAUUACAUGUAACUCAGUGUCCCAACCAACAGGAAUAAAUCCAUUAAGCCCUGCUUUUGAUGUUCUGCCCAACUGUAGCUGUCACUGCGCAACCAAACGUUUCAUCAAAUUUCAACUCCCUGCAUUUGCAUUGUAUUCGUCAAAGUUCCUCUUCACGCCAAUUUAAAACAAUGGUGAAGAGAGAAUAAUUGAUUGGAUGAUUGGACUUUACAUAAUUAUAUACACACGACUAACAUGAAAAGCGGGUCACACAAGUUCAAUAUUAAAACAUAAACUAUAUGUGAUCCACUCUGCAAAAAAGGCUCUUAAGUCAUGCUCUUCCUCUUUAUGUAACAGACCGUUCCAUACACCUGCCAGAGAUCAAGUCUAAAUUUUACUGUAUUUCGGAAAUUGAAUGUGCGACAGAGGUCAAAAAUGCAUAAAUUUAAUCCUUAUUACAUGCUUCUCUAUCCAUAGGCAUCACUUAAAAUCAGUUUGUCACACGAGAGCGCGAGGGCCAUUUUUUUCAGAGCCAGUCACAUAUCUCAUUAUGGGAAGGUAGUUUUUAUCUCUGGAUAUACUACCGAAGACGCCAAGACUAUAAAUGGCAAAAACUAAGGCAAGUGUAAGAUUUAAAACUGCCAGAUUAAUUAAACUCUUUAUUCAACAUCAGUUAUACUUCAGGCAAAUAAGUUUCAAUCAGUGGUAAUGAUUGGAAUUAUGUGAUCAUUUAAAUAACGUUAAAUGUAGACACAAAACUUUAAGCAAUUUGUACUAACUGUGCAAUGAAUGGUGUUUUAAAAGAGGUCCAAUUCAUUUAAUUCAACCAGUAUCCGAAUUUUUUAAAACAAUUUUAUCAAAAAGCUUCAAUGCUAAAUUAUUAAUUGCAAUUGCAGAAACUAGGGACAUGUUUACAUCAUUGUAAUAAAUAAUAAAUACCUUUAUUCUUAUUAAAAUCAA
Messenger RNA from Acanthaster planci (crown-of-thorns starfish), 1763 nucleotides. RefSeq lists its product as uncharacterized. The record is from RefSeq and is a predicted model, not a curated record. Gene Ontology annotation, molecular function: collagen binding; extracellular matrix binding; protein binding. NCBI's taxonomy places the organism in Eukaryota, Metazoa, Echinodermata, Asteroidea, Valvatida, Acanthasteridae. Gene Ontology annotation, biological process: anatomical structure development.